AUGGAUCUUGCUGCGCUCACUCGCAGGCGCCAUAGAACUACACAGCUACUCCAGCCGAUUAUACGAGCUUAUGCCCUGGGGUAUUUGUCUUCAACGACACCAAAGGUCAUAUCCUGCCUACGGCGACUCUGGGGUGACAAUGGCUUGAGCCAUCAACAAAAACUAGCGGAAUUACUCCGGACGUUAACCUGUACAUUUCGGCUGGAAAGCUUCCCGACUUUUUGUGCCGCACUUGUUGGGGGCUCGACUUUGCUUCCACGACUGGCUUUGAGAGCCCUACAGACUGCAUGUCGUAGACUUGGCUCGGAUUCCAAGGGUCUCAGUUCUCGGGGAGCCUCUCGAUCGAUCCAAUUGGCCGCAGCAUUCAUAUCUGCAUGGUUCAGUUUCCAGAUUCUGAAUCACAAACCGGUCAGUUUGCAAAAGGUGUACAGAGAGGUACAGGAUGAGAGAGUUCGCGAAACAAUUGUUAACCAGCCGAGACCCCGAUUCGCUGGAAGAACCAUGGACCUCACGCUUUUUACUCUUGUUAGAGCUCUUGAUUCGUUAACCUGCAUUUCUUGGGGCUGGGGUCAAAAGAGGUGGAAAGGCAACGCUCGUUGGACUUUGGUGAGCUCAAUCAUCCCUGGGCUUGCAGACUCUGCCGUCUUUGCUGCUAGUGCGGCAGUGGUUAUGUGGGCUUGGUUUUAUUCCCCAGAAAGGCUGCCAAGGUCAUAUGGGAAGUGGAUUGGAGAAGUGGCCAAGGUGGAUGAACGGCUAAUCGAAGCCCUCCGCCGUGCAAGGAGAAACAUCCUUGUUUACGGAAAAGAUACUGGGCAGGCGCCUUUACUGGAAUCUAUGUGCAGAGACUAUGACUGGCCUAUUGAAUGGGGUGACCCUUCCAAGACAUUCCCAAUCCCUUGUGAAAUGGUACACAUGGGAUGUGGUCCUAAUUGUGAGAAGCACGCCGUCUCUCGGUUCAUGAGGACGUUCAAGUUCGCGUGCGCUACCUAUAUUCCCCUGCAGCUUGCUUUCCGUUUUCGGUCAAUGAAGUCAAUGGCGUCCUUCCGGCGGGCGAUAUCCGAUGCUUUGAGGUCUUCGUCGUUCCUUGCUGCGUUCGUUACCCUAUUCUACUAUUCGGUCUGCCUCGCCCGAACGAGGCUGGGCCCUAGGCUAUUUCACGGAAAAACGGUAACACCGCAGAUGUGGGAUUCUGGACUCUGUGUCGGUGCUGGAUGUGCGAUGUGUGGAUGGAGUAUACUCGUUGAACACGCAAAGAAGCGGCAGGAGAUUGCAUUGUUUGUGGCACCCAGGGCCGCCGCCACUGUGCUCCCCAGAUUUUAUGAGCAGAAGUAUCAAUACCGGGAGCGUGCCACGUUUGCCAUGAGUGCGGCUAUCCUUUUUACUUGUUUCAGGGAAUGCCCCGACAUGGUCCGAGGAGUUUUCGGCAGGAUUGGAAGAAGUAUUCUGAAUUGA
This is a messenger RNA of Aspergillus puulaauensis, 1452 nucleotides long. RefSeq lists its product as uncharacterized. The record is from RefSeq and is a predicted model, not a curated record. Bases 1 to 1452 code for a protein of 483 amino acids. The transcript is spliced from 4 exons. Lineage: Eukaryota; Fungi; Ascomycota; Eurotiomycetes; Eurotiales; Aspergillaceae.